AUGUCAGUUGAAGAAGACCAUGACGAUGUCAUGAGUGAAGAGGAUAUCACAGUAGUAGAGUCGAUGACAAGUCAAGAGCAUGCUUCAAAGAAAAGGAAAUUUACAUCAAAAGUAUGGAAUGAUUUUCAUUGGUCACGAGACAAAGAUGGUAAAGAAAAGGCUACGUGCAAGCAUUGUAGGAAGGAAUAUGCUUAUGACAGUCAGAAAGGAGGAACAUCAACUAUGUCAAGGCAUUUAAAGAAGUGCCCUAGACUGAAGAUGCAAGAUGUGGGGCAACUUUUGUUAUCUACAAAUAAUGGAGAACUGGCUACUCGUGCACGCAAAAUAGAUCAAUCAAAGUUUCGGGAUUUAGUUGCAAGACUAAUUAUUGGUAAAAAUCUCCCCUUUAAUUGUGUAGAAUGGACUGAAUUUAGGGAGUUAUGUAGUUAUCUGAAUGUCGAUGUUGAAACCAUAUCAAGGAAUACUACAAGGUCUGAUAUUCUUAAAAUGCAUAAGUUCCAAAAAGAAGUUAUUCGCAAGAAAUUACAAUGUGCUCCAGAAGUUUCUUUUAAAUUUUUCUCACUGCCACCACCCCAUACUGGUCAAGCACUUUCAGAUAAGUUAUUUCUGAUGUUAAAUGAUUGGGGAAUUGAAGGAAAAGUAACCAGCAUCACUUUGGAUAACGCUGCAUCAAAUACUUCAUGUGUUAAGAUAAUGAAGAGUCGAUUCAUUGCAAGGAAUGUUAUGUCGGAUACUGGGAAAAGAAACUUUCAUAUAAGGUGUUGUGCUCACAUAAUAAAUCUUAUUGUAAGAGAUGGACUGACAGAGAUUGAUCCAGCAGUAAUCAAGAUAAGGUUAGCAGUGAAGUACCUUAAAGGUUCACAAAGAAGAAAACAAAAUUUCUUGGAUACUGUCAGCGAUUUAGGAAUGUCAGUAAAGAUGGGUGUUCGACAAGAUGUUAAGACAAGAUGGAAUUCUACUUAUCUGUUGCAAAGUUGUAUUUCGUAUGAAAAAGUCUUCACUCAUUUGAGGUUGGUGGACCCUGACUAUGCAGAGUCUCCUAAUGGGGAAGAAUGGGAGCAAAUCAAAGUGGUCACGAAGUUUCUCAAGGUCUUUUAUGACCUCACGACUCUAUUCUCUGGAAACAAGUAUCCUACUUCUAAUUUUUAUUUUGAUGGGGUUUGUCAGAUUAAAGUAUUAUUAGAUCAAGAGACAACUAAUGACAUUGAGUUCAUCAGAAACAUGGCGAAGAAAAUGCAAGAAAAAUUUGCCAAGUAUUGGAAAAAAUUGAGUCCAAUAUUGGCAAUGGCAGUCGUUUUAGACCCUCGAUUGAAGUUUGAAUUUGUAGAGUUUACUUUAGAAAAGGUGUAUCCUGUUGAGCGUGAAAUGAAGAAGGAAGUUGAUAUUAUUAGAAAAAGGAUGGCGGCACUCUAUAAAGAGUAUCAUACGGCGUCAACUUUAAGAGGUUCGACAACAACCAAUGAAACUCAGAAUUCGGGUACUGUAAAUGGUGGGAAUUCUGGACUCAAUGGAAGUGCUUUUAUGCAGGAAUUUGCCGCGGCAAAAAAAAAUGGUGGUCAACAAUCUGACAAAUCAGAACUAGAACAAUAUCUAAGCGAGUCAUCAGGAUCAAUGCCAACUGAUUUUGACAUCUUGAAGUAUUGGAGAAGCCAAGAACUACGAUACCCUAAUCUUACAAGAAUGCCUUGGGGGAAGGGUACUUGA
Molecule: messenger RNA, 1704 nt
Organism: Papaver somniferum (opium poppy)
Lineage: Eukaryota; Viridiplantae; Streptophyta; Magnoliopsida; Ranunculales; Papaveraceae
Product: zinc finger BED domain-containing protein RICESLEEPER 2-like
Exons: 4
Coding region: 1-1704 (567 amino acids)
Molecular function (GO): DNA binding; protein dimerization activity
Source: RefSeq, a predicted model, not a curated record